This is a messenger RNA of Puntigrus tetrazona (Sumatra barb), 2441 nucleotides long. RefSeq names its product polymerase (RNA) III (DNA directed) polypeptide F (gene polr3f). The record is from RefSeq and is a predicted model, not a curated record. The coding region runs from base 150 to 1094 and encodes 314 amino acids. Gene Ontology annotation, biological process: transcription by RNA polymerase III. Gene Ontology annotation, cellular component: RNA polymerase III complex. Lineage: Eukaryota; Metazoa; Chordata; Actinopteri; Cypriniformes; Cyprinidae. The transcript has 9 exons.
GCAACCCAGCAGCCAGCGAACUCUCCCAGUGUAUCGCAACAGCAUGAUCGCAGAGUGCAAUUCGAUACAGCUUUACAUUUAUAUUUGAAUGUGCGUUUAUUAAUGCUGACAUUUAACUUUCGCGUCAAGGAGUUCCUUUCUAAUGAACAAUGACAGAAGUUAAAGUCAAAAAGGAGUCCACGGACCCUGUAGAUAUCGAGAAUAGGAUAAAAGAGCUGUGUCAGCAGUUUCCACAUGGGAUCACAGACCAGGUCAUCCAGAAUGACAUGCCUCACGUUGAGGCGCAGCAACGGGCCUCGGCUAUAAACAGACUACUGUCUGUGGGUCAAUUGGACUUGCUUAGAAACAGCAAUGGCCUUUUAUAUAGGCUUAAGGAUGUUCAGUCUGCAAGUAAAGUGAAAGGUUCUGAUAAUCAAGAGAAACUAGUUUACCAGAUCAUAGAAGAUGCUGGAAAUAAAGGAAUUUGGAGCAGAGACAUCAGAUAUAAGAGUAACCUUCCGCUCACGGAAAUCAAUAAAAUCCUCAAGAAUCUCGAGAGUAAGAAACUCAUCAAAGCAGUGAAGUCGGUCGCGGCCUCAAAGAAGAAGGUGUACAUGCUGUACAACCUGCAGCCGGACCGAUCUGUGACAGGAGGAGCCUGGUACAGCGAUCAGGAUUUUGAGUCCGAGUUCGUCGAGGUUCUCAACCAACAGUGCUUUAAGUUCCUGCAAAGUAAGGCCGAAGCGGCGCGAGACAGUAAGCAGAGCCCCAUGGUGCAAAGAAACAGCUCGUUCGCCACCUCUCAUGAAGUGUGGAAGUACAUCUGCGAGCUUGGCAUCAGCAAAGUGGAUUUGUCCAUGGAGGACAUCGAGACCAUUCUAAACACGCUCAUCUAUGACGGCAAAGUGGAGAUGACCAUAAUCGCCGCUAAAGAGGGGACGGUGGGGAGCGUAGACGGACAGAUGAAGCUCUACAGGGGGGUGAACCCUAUAAUUCAACCCACCGGCCUGGUCAAAACACCGUGUGGGCUGUGUCCGGUGUUCGAUGACUGCCAUGAAGGGGGCGAGAUCUCUCCGUCUAACUGCGUUUACAUGGCCGAGUGGCUGGAUUUCUGAAAAAGCCAAACAGGACGUCUUUUGUUUUUCUCUGUGGAGAAAGGGUUUUUCGUGCAGCAUCCGAUGUCUUUUUUUAUUUGCGUUUCGAACACUGAUGGCUUUAACGACUCGAGCAGAACUACACGAAGCGAAUAAGAAGAAGCUUGGACACACAAAGACUGAUUUUUUUUUUUUCGUUUGUUAGGUUUUUUUUUUUUAUUGCUUCUCUUCACCCACAGAUACGUCUUUAAAGAUAUACCUCAACCGUUUCAGUGAAUAAAGGUUUUCGUAGUUGAAAGGUAGUCCGCACGUCGGACGGUGUGUUUGUGUGCCUCCGUCGUUUUUAACGGCACUUGUGUUUUUAUGAGGAUAUUCUAUGAAUCAGUAAAUUCAUGAUUUCAGCGUAGCCGCAAACUAUUGAGGUAAAAAAAAAAAACUCAGUGCCUAAAAAAAAAAGGUUUGGAGUUAAUCUGUGUCGUUGUCAUGAUUGGCAUAUUUUAAUUAUUUAAAAAAAAGUUUUUUUGUAAUUUAUGAUAUCACAAAUUUGCAUUUUAAGCAACGAUUCGAUUUUAAUUAUUUUUUUUUUUCUGAUUUCUGUGCCAAUGCAUUGUGCCAAACACUCAAGGUUUAUGCAGAGUACACUGCAUAUUUUUAUUUUAUUUAUUUUUUAUCUUUCUCACUGAUACUAUUUCACAUGCAUUUUUAAAAAGUGAACGUCAUGGGAAUUUUGCCUAAAUAAUUAGCGCCGUGACUAAUGGCCAAUUAUGGCAUCCCUUUCAUUUUCACCACCCGCGUCAGUUUAUUAUGUGCUGGAGUACGUCGAUACGCCGGAAGGGCGCGUGUCUUUAAUUUACUUUUUAAUUUUGUGUGCGUGUACGAACUGCUUUUCAAACAUCAGCCAGAAUAUGAAAGAAAUUAAUACUUUUGUUCAGCAAUGGUGCAUUCAUUUAAUAACUGAGCGACUGUAAAGACUUGCAAAACUAAUCAUUUGUAUUUAAAAAGUGCCGUCCAAUUGAACUUAUGCAAAGAAUCCUGAAGAAAUAAAAUAUUAAUUGCAUAAAUCAGCAGCACAGCGAUUUGCAUGAAAAAAAAAGUUAUCUUCCACCCACAGAAACUCAUUUUUAUGUUAUUUCAUCGAAUAAACAAGACUUUCAAAACCGUUUAAAAAUAUUCAAGAUGCUAAACCAUAACCGUAUAUAACCGCUGCUUCGGGGGAUGUUUAAACAGCUUGUCAUUCAUUUAGAUUAGUUUAAAUGUCAGAGCAGUCAUUUCCAUUUCCAAAGUUGUUAUGAAUUUUUUAACGCAUCGAUUGUGAGGUUACAUCAAUGAUGCGCAAAGCAUAAAUGCAUCCAAAUACAUAAAAUCAGA